Thlaspi arvense is the source of this 2421-nucleotide messenger RNA. The record is from the annotation of a GenBank genome assembly. NCBI's taxonomy places the organism in Eukaryota, Viridiplantae, Streptophyta, Magnoliopsida, Brassicales, Brassicaceae.
AUGAGCGAUGCUCUACAAGGGAAAGAUCGAGUUAGAGGUUUUGCCUCGUGGGAACCACGCGCCCAUGCCUUCCGUGGGGAUGAGAAGGACUACAAGGGUGUUCGGGGCGAGGUGUUGAGGUCUGGAAGACGGUUGUGGUCUGGACCAGGUGAGGGCAAGCACCUCAGAGCAGAAGCCACUGCCGCCGCUGCAAAUGGGGAAGAGUGGAUUGAACUCCUUGACAAUUCUGGGAACCACGGUGGAGGUGCUGAUGAAAUUCCAUGCAAGGAAAAUGGGUGGCGACAUGAUGCUAGGAUGAAGCAGGACGUCCCUACAACGGGCAUUGAGGAAAGAAAAAUGGAAGCCAAAUUGGUGGGAAAAGCGAAUAGUAGUGUAGAUAGGAUGUGGGGUUCCGUUUACCAAAGGAAAAGAAAGAGAAUUGAUUCAAAAGGUUUUGAUUUAGAAAGUAAUUGUGUGAAGAAAAAGUCUGCGGAGGAUAGGAAGUAUGGGAAACAAUUCGUUCGAAAGCAACGGAGGAAGGAUAAAACUAGAGAAAUUUGUGGUAGGCAAGGUUCUGUGAGGUGUAGACUUGCAGCUGUUGUUGAAUCUUCCUGUUGUAGCUCUCCUUGGUUUGCUUGUUUUUUGAGUUUGGUUUUGAGGUAUAUGAGGAGGGCGAAUCUCAGAUUGUUGCAGCUUUCUGGACUUGUGCUUUCAGAACCGCUUGCUCGUGUUUUUUCUUCCCAUGGCAUUCAUUUUUUACGUGAUUCAGCCUGCACGAGAAGCUCUGGGAUUUGCAAAUUUUUCGGCGUCAGGUGUUUUAUUCCAUUGUUUUCUGUGGAUUUUUCUGCAGUUCCAUUCUGCUUUAUGUAUAUGCAUACAAGCUUGCUUCUUAGAUCUGCAUGCUUCACUUUUGUUAUUGUAUCGUAUUCAAAUUCCGAUGACCAAGAAAUGAUUGAAAUUGUGGAACACCCUCCGUCCAGCUCUUCUGGGAGAUAUUCUGCUUUAAGUGAAACCAUAAGUAAUAGUGUCCCUGGAAAGAGGAGCGUCUUUCCUUCUGCGGCUGGAUCUCGUAGACUGACUGGUAGAGCAGUACAGUUUAGGAAUGGUGUUAAUUCUCGUACCAUACGGAAGAGAAGGAGUUCUCUGAGGUCUCGGAGAGUAAAGAAUCCUUCUGUGAUCCGUGGUCACAAAGCCAAUGCCGCCACUGCCGUGGGUUCCAACUUUUAUAGUUCUAGAAAUGCUGGCAUUUCAUUGGUUUCUAUGGCAUCUGAUCGUGAGCUGCGUUCUGUUCGGAAGAGUUUGACUCCCAACAUCAGAGAACUGAAGUCAAUGUUGGUAGAAUCAACACAUGAUAUCAGUUCAACCUGUUGCUCUGCCAACAUUUUGGUUAUUGAGUCUGACAGGUGUCACAGAAUUAAAGGUGCCAUUGUUGAGCUGGAGAUUUCUUCUUCAAAACGAUGGUCUCUUGCAGUGAAGAAGGAUGGCAAUACAAGGUACCGCAUUAUGGCUCAAAAAGUUAUGAGAUCAUGUAGUUCCAAUCGUAUCACUCAUGAUAUAAUAUGGACAGAAGAUAAUUAUAGUUGGAAGCUUGAGUUUCCUGAUAAACGGGACUGGUUGAUCUUUAAAGAAUUAUACAAGCAAUGCUCUGAUCGCAAUGCGCAGACUCCAAGUCCCAAUGUCAUCCCUGUUCCUGGGAUAUGUGAAAUAUCUGGAUAUGCCGAAGUCAAAUAUGUUCCUUUUAGACGACCAGAUUCAUACAUUAGUGUGAAAGAUGAUGAGGUCUCAAGAGCAUUGGCAAAGAGGACGGCUAAUUAUGACAUGGAUUCUGAAGAUGAGGAGUGGCUCAGAAAGUUCAACAAUGAGUUCUCUGUACAGAAUGAGCUGGGGGACCCUGUCUCAGACGAUAUUUUUGAGUUAAUAAUUGAUGCUUUUGAGAAAGCUUUCUAUUGCAGUCCAGAUGAUUAUGCCGACGAGGAAGCAUCAGUUAAACUAUGUUUGGAUUUAGGAAGACAGGAUGUGGUUGAAGCUGUGUACAGUUACUGGUUGAGAAAACGGAAGCAAAAACGUUCAGCACUUGUCAGGGUUUUCCAGUGUUAUCAGCCAAGGAAAGACCAACUGCUUCCAAAGCCAAUUUUACGCAAGAAAAGGUCAUUUAAACGACAGGGAAGGCAUCCCGGGAGAGGCAAGCAGCGAACUUUUUUGCGAGCAAUGGCAGAGGAACAAGAUGCUGCGGAAGAGCAGAAUGCCUUACUCAAAGUCCAAGAAGCAAAAGCUGCAGCAAGUCAAUCGGAAGUUUUUGCUGUUGCGAAGCGUCAGAGAGCUCAGCUUCUCAUGGAGAAUGCAGACUUGGCAGCUUACAGAGCUGCAAUGGCCCUCAGAAUUGCGGAAGCAGCUCGAGUUGCAGAAUCCACAGAUGCUGCUGCCUCUUUUUACCUUCAAUAA